This is a messenger RNA of Scaptodrosophila lebanonensis, 905 nucleotides long. RefSeq names its product chymotrypsin-like elastase family member 2A. The transcript has 5 exons. The coding region runs from base 1 to 843 and encodes 280 amino acids. The record is from RefSeq and is a predicted model, not a curated record. Gene Ontology annotation, molecular function: serine-type endopeptidase activity. Lineage: Eukaryota; Metazoa; Arthropoda; Insecta; Diptera; Drosophilidae. Gene Ontology annotation, biological process: proteolysis.
AUGAAGGGUUAUCAUUUGCACUCACUGUUCGGUCUUCUAUUUAGUGUGGUCGUAGCGCUCCAGGUCGAUCCUAGCAAUGCAGUGCCAAUUGUUGGCGGACGCAUCGUGUCAAGCGUGGGCAGCAUUAGCAAAUACCCUUUUAUGGUCUCCUUGCAAGAUGCCAUCUUCGGAACACCCAUGAAUACCACCCAGACUCUUCGUCAUUUCUGCGGAGGCAGUUUAAUUAAUGGGCGUUGGAUACUGACAGCGGCGCACUGUGUGUGGAGGAAAAAAAUUGAACAUAUAGUGGCAUUUAUUGGCUAUGAAAAUAUCGAGAAUGUGAAUAUGCUUGAGCCCUAUGGUCUGGAAAGCGUUGAGUACAUAUACUUCCAACCGUCGAAUAACCGCAACGACAUCGCUCUCCUCUACAUGAACCGGCCUUAUUUAACCGAUUUGAAGAGUAGUUUACAAUUUGCCCGGCUGCCGCCACAAGGCAUGGAGGCGGAUGAUAAUGAGCCAUGUCGUAUUAUUGGAUAUGGUGCCAUCCAGCACGGUGGUCCUUCUCAGGAAAAGCUCUUGGAAGCGGAAGUACGGAUCAUUGGAAACCAGGAGUGUCGCAAGAUUAUUGGCCAUGUUUGGGCUCCACAGAAUGGAGCAAACACCGUCUGCGCUGUGGGCUACAACAGCCAUCAAGACUCAUGCCAGGGGGACUCGGGUGGUCCACUCAUAUGUUCCUAUGGCGGACGCGACUACAUCUUCGGUCUGGUAUCUCAUGGUCUCACGUGCGGCAUCAAAGGUAUGCCCAGCAUCUAUACGGUGACUCGCCCAUACUACGAUUGGGUGCAGUUCCUGAUUAAGACCUGAUGUCAAGUGUAUAUAAUUUAUUCAUUAUACGAAUUAAAUAGAGAACAAUUACGAACAUGAUA